AUGAAGUUCACCAUCUCCGCUGUCCUGGCCCUCGCUGCCUCCGCCACUGCCAUGUCUCUCACCGAGUCCUCCGCCCUCGGUGGUGCUAAGGCCCAGUGCGCCAGCGGCGACAUUGCCUGCUGUGACUCCAAGGAGAAUGUCUCCGGCGACGGUAUUCUCGGCAACCUCCUCGCCAAGGGUGCCCUGAACGGUCUCCUCGGCAACGACGACGCUGCCUGUGCUAAGACCAGCGCUCUCGACGACCUCAACGUCCUUUCCCAAACCAAGGACACCAACGAGGGUCCCUCUUGCAAGAACAUCAUUGCCUGCUGCCCCUCCGGCAAAGGCAAGUGCACUGCCAUCGACAACUAG
Molecule: messenger RNA, 351 nt
Organism: Penicillium olsonii
Lineage: Eukaryota; Fungi; Ascomycota; Eurotiomycetes; Eurotiales; Aspergillaceae
Source: the annotation of a GenBank genome assembly